CGUCGGAAUCUCUCUGCACAGCAGAUGCCUUUUCACAAGAGACUCUUAGCUGAUUCACACUCUUCAGCCUCCUUCGAUUAGCAGCAUCAAGCAGCAUCCCUUGGGGAUAAUAGCACUGGCCGUCGGAGGAGAGGGCGGAGACUGGGCGACUGCCCUGCUGGUGAGUUAGCGCAGGCCAGCUGCAGCAAGCGGCGGCGUGAGGAUCCCUUAACAAUGAAGGGCAGGAAGCCCCCAGAUCUCAGAGCAACAGAACUUGCCCGUUGUUUCUGAUCAGAGUUAAACUCAUUCUCACGGGGAUCGUGCCUGGAAGCGAAGAGCGAGAAGUUGGUAUUUCCUUUCCCUGCUGAGAUGCGGGGGAAAGCGGGUUAAGAGAAGGCGCCGGCAUUUGCGCGAAGGGUAUGCCGGUGCCUCCUUUUUUUCUCCCCAAGCUGGUCUGUUCCUGCUCGCCUCCCCUGGAUCUGAGGCACUGCCGUUUGGAACAUUUGGAAGAUGUGAGCCUGUGAGUCGGAGUGAUUGGAGUGAGCUGCUGCCCUCGGGUAACGAGGCGGGAGGCUGCUAUGGGAGAGCGAAGGUGGCUAAACUCCGCAGGGGAGACGAGAAGGGGCAGCAGGAGGUCAACGCACCAUGCCUUGAAGAGAAGAGACUUUCUCCAGAGCCCAGGAGGAUACUCGCCGCUGCCUCCCGCCACUUCCUCUGAGGAGCAACGCCGAGAAAGCCCCUCUUCCUAAUCCGUGGCGCUCGCUGUUUGAAGGAAUCGACAGGAACCCUGGAGGGAACAGGUGCCGACAGCCUCCUCCCGCGCGCAUGCAGCGGCCCCCUUUCUGGCUAGGACUUCACCUCACGAAAGGAUCCUGCCGAGGGGCAAGGAGUCGACGAGGAGUCUCUAAAUUGAGGGCAAACGGGACGGAGACGACAAGGACGGGGGGGCGGGGCGAACCUGUGUAAUUUCCCCUUCUCUUUUCACUUCCCAGCCUACUCAAGGGAAUUAUCUGCCUGUUGGGAAGUCGCGACGGGCGGUGGUGGUGGGGAGAAAACCGUAUUUCCAAUCCCCGCCCUCUGGUCUUUCUGACAGGCCCCAGGCGGGCUUGGCGGCCCCCUUCCUCAGCUGCCAUGUGCCGUGGCUGCCGCUUCUCCAGCGGCCUCCGUUGCUGGUCUAAAUGCUCCUAGGGGCGUCCUGGCUGUGCUCCUCCAAGGCAGCCGCCGCUGAGAAGCGGGCAGCUGAGGAGAGGCGGAGGCGGCGGGCUGCUGCUGGAGCAGCGGGAGAGGGAGGAGGGGGCGGCGGCGGCGGCGGCGGCAACGGCGAGGGACCCCCAGCAACCGCCGCCGCCCGCGGAGGGGCCAUGGACGAGUCGUCGCUGUUGGACUUGCUGGAGUGCUCCGUGUGCCUGGAGCGCCUGGACACGACGGCCAAGGUGCUCCCGUGCCAGCACACUUUCUGCCGCCGCUGCCUGGAGAGCAUUGUCAGCUCCCGCCACGAGCUCCGCUGCCCAGAGUGCCGCAUCCUGGUGGGCUGCGGCGUGGACGAGCUGCCCGCCAAUAUCUUGCUCGUCCGCCUGCUAGACGGCAUUCGACAGAGACCCCGAACCGGGGCGGGAGGCGGCUGCUGCGGUGGCGGCAGUUGUGCUCCGGGCAGCCCCACAGCCCAGGGCAGCGCGGCCGCCACCAGUAGUGUGGACAAGUCCGCAGGAGGAGGAAGCAAUUCGGUCCCCGCUGCUAACCCUGGCUGUCACCCCGUGGCGGCGGCGGCUGCACCCACUGGCUCCCCUAGCAGUGCCGCCGCAGCUGUCUCAGCCGCCGCUAGCCUGAGGGAGCUAGCUGCCGCCAGCCGGAGUGCCCUGCUAAAGAAUUCCUCUCAACUUCCCUAUGGAAAAGCUCUCUAUGCUUACGAAGGGAAAGAACCAGGUGACCUCAAGUUUAACAAAGGAGACAUUAUUAUACUGCGACGAAAAGUAGAUGAGAAUUGGUAUCACGGGGAACUCAAUGGACAUCAUGGCUUUUUCCCAGCAAGCUAUAUCCAGUGUAUCAAGCCCCUUCCACCAGCUCCACCUCAGGGCAAAGCACUUUAUGAUUUUGAGAUAAAGGACAAGGAUCAGGACAAGGACUGCUUGACCUUCACCAAGGAUGAAAUUUUGACUGUCAUCAGGAGAGUAGAUGAUAAUUGGGCAGAAGGAAUGCUGGGAGAUAAGAUUGGAAUAUUUCCUAUUCUCUAUGUAGAGCUCAACGACUCAGCUAAACAGCUUAUUGAGAUGGACAAGACCAAUCUAGCUGCUGCAUCUGGCACUGAUGUCUCUUUGCCAGCUGACACUAACCUAGCAGUGAACACAGCCCAGUGCUGUACAUUGAACAGUGCCGGAGCAGUCAGUGCCAUUCAGAGGCAUAUUGAUGGCAAGAAGAAUGCCAAGAAGCGCCACUCCUUCACUGCUCUCAGUAUGACACACAAAUCUUCUCAGGCCAUGAAUAACAGGCAUUCCAUGGAGAUUAGUGCCCCAGUCCUGAUCAGCUCAAGUGACCCCCGUGCUGCUGCCAGAAUUGGAGAUGUGACUCAUCUCUCAUCCAGCACUCCAGUCCAGGAUUCUACUUUAGCUGGAUCAGCGACUAUGGCAGGACCCAGAACAAGUGCAAUCAUUGGCGAUCAGGGAACACCGUCAAAGGUCCAGCUACCCCUCAAUAUCUACUUAGCAUUAUAUGCAUACAAGCCCCAGAAGACUGAUGAACUGGAGCUACGCAAGGGUGAAAUGUAUCGUGUUAUUGAGAAGUGUCAAGAUGGUUGGUUCAAAGGCACAUCUCUGAAAAAUGGCAUGUCUGGAGUCUUUCCAGGCAACUAUGUAACUCCUGUUUCUAGGGUUCCCACAGGAGCUGGUCAGCCAAGGAAUUUGGCAGGAGGAUCUCCAACCGCAAAAGGCUCUCCGGGAACAAUUCACCCAGGAAGCCCAGCUCUUACAAACUCUGCUACUGUUAUCAGGCCAGCAGUUCCCACCACUGCCCCUCCCACUCAACCCCAGCUGCCAACAGCUUCGCCACAGAUGAGUAAUUGCUCAAGGCAUUCCUCUCAGCAAACAGCCAUCCAGCCUCGCAGUUCUGUACAAAUGGUUGUUCACCCUUCUAUGCAGGCACAGGAUCGGCCCACAGCUACUGUCUCACCAUUGAGAACCCAGAAUUCUCCAUCCCGCCUCCCAACUACUGUGGUCAGGCCACAUUCUGUGGUUUCUCCGCAACACAACCACCACUCUCCUGUACAUAUCAUCCCUGGAGCACAAUGUGCUAGACCUGUAAUUCCCCUCACGUCAGCAGCAGCAGCUAUUACUCCUCCCAAUAUAACUGCAGUCAACUUGAAUGGAGAAGCAGGAAAUGGGCCCAUCAGUAGCCUGGCAACUUGCAGCCCAACCAACACAGCCUGCAAAGCAGAAGAGAGGAAAAGCGAAAAGAAAGAAAAGAAAAGUGGGCUGCUGAAACUUCUAGCAGGAGCAUCAACAAAAAAGAAAUCCCGCUCCCCUCCAUCAGUGUCCCCAACACAUGACCCUCUGGCAGUAAUGGAAGGGAUGCUACAGGGUGCUAUGGGACCUGAAUUGACCUCCCUCUCUAGCCAUGGGAGGGCAGGCUCAUGCCCAAUUGAAAGUGAAAUGCAAGGAGCAAUGGAGAUGGAGCCUCUGCACAGAAAGACAGGCUCCUUGGAUUUGAAUUUUUCUAUUCCUUCUCCUGUAAGGCAGCUGCCACCUUCAAUGGCAGCCAUCCAUCCAGAGCCUAAGCCAUUGUCUCGAGAAAGGUAUCGUGUUGUGGUCCCAUAUCCCCCCCAAAGUGAAGCUGAGAUUGAACUGAAAGAAGGUGACAUCGUGUUUGUCCACAAGAAAAGGGAGGAUGGCUGGUACAAAGGGACCUUACAGAGGAAUGGCAGGUCAGGCCUCUUCCCUGGAAGCUUUGUGGAGAGCUUCUGAGGGCUUGUGUUCCAUGCUUUUUGGACUCGAAGGAUCUUUCAGAGGAAAUUCCACAGCACAAAAGAAGAAGAAAAAAGCAACAGCGAAGGGAAACUUUCCUCAUAUCCACUGCCAUAAUAAGAACUGUAAUUAUUCUUUCCAAAGACUCUGCGGGCUCUUUGAUAUUCAGCCCAGAAGACGAGGUCUCUUGCUCUGCUUUCAAACCCACAUACAGUAUGUUGGAGCAGCAGUGCCUUCUACUUGGAAUCAAAGACUGAGAGGACACACGUUUGGGUUGUAUCUAAGCUAAAAUCCAGCCACUACACUUUGUGUAAAUGAUAGAGAAAAUAUGUUUUAAAACAAAUUAAGAAACUUGUUAUAUUGCUGUAAUUUAUUUGUCUGAGCUGCAGUGUUCUUAUUACUGGCCUAUGCAAGAGGGACUGACUUUCAAGAGUACAAGGGGACUCUUGAACUUGUUUGUUUUCUCAGGUGGGAGUAACGAAGCUCAUGGAUGAAAAAGAACCCAAUGAAAUCCACACAUUGCUCAGCUAGACAGAAUUGGGAGUCCACAACAUCAUUCCUGAGACCUCAAAAUGUUCUGCUUAAGAAUACUAGUCAGAGCCUCUUCAUACACCACGCACCCAGAGAAAAAUCUUAAGUGAUGCUCCCAGCCUCAGGUGAGUCAUUCAUGUGCAUCUGCUGCCUUGCAUAGGAUUUACCUUUCAACAGUGGGAAAUAUGUUUUCCAUUCCAAGUGUUUCCCAACCCAUUCUGAAAGCCAAAUCCUAUGUGUGGCAAUGUAGAGAUCUACAAGCAAUGAGGGUGCCACAUGCAGGCUUUUUCUGUGGCCUCCACAUCUCCAAUAGUUAGGUUUAUUGUAAUCCCCCCCCUGUGCACCAGACAUUUCAUUUGGAGAGCCAACAAUUUGGACUGACCCUCAACAACUACGUUACAUUUUUGGAUAGCCAAUCCUUUUUUCUUUUCUUUCCCCCUUUUUUUUCCUGGCAGCAUUUUAAGUUUGAUUGUUACUUUAUUAUAUCAGUAUUUCAGAUAAGAGGGCUUUUAUACAAUAUACUUUUCUAAUGCAAGAAAUUUUAUACAUUGCAUAUUCUGUAUAGAUAAAGAAAUUCCUACUUUGCAAACAUAUGGCACUACAUUUUAUUUAAAAACCCAGUUAAAAAUAUUUGGUUUAACAUGUCAGAGAUAAAGUUGUUAUUUUUAUCAAAUAUGCAAAAGAAUUUCUUACAAAAUUCUCUACAUGGAUACACAAGACCUUGCACAAGUUACAUGCACAGGUGUGUUCUGGAGGCAUCUCAACCUCCCUCGCACAAGCUGGUUCCACAAGGAACAUUAAUUGCUCUGUCUGGAAGAGGAUGUCUGGAUUCUGGUCAACAACUGCUAUGGAUGAUGCCAAUCCCAAAAAAGUAAGAAACAGCAAACAGGCAAAGUGAUUGCAUUCAAUCCAAAGAAGUAUGAGCAGAAGGAAAACUGCUCCUAGUGGUAUUCAGCAAAUCCUUGUGGAAGAGAUCACAUAGCACUGAAUAGGUUGUUCUGUAGCAGUUCUCAUGCAUCCACUUGUGUGAGAACAUCUAUGGAUUUAGUUUCCCUUUUCUCAUAUAAGGGUAUAACAUGAGCUGUCAAACAGCUGUGCCGUGAGUGGAAGUCCCCUUCUGCAUGUGGAAGGGCACCUUUGGAUUCAACCCACUGUUCAUUUAUUGAAGGAAACUCUAUUGGUAAACAAAUACCUACAUACUCUUUUACCAACUGUUGAAUUAAAAGAUAUGACUAUAUGUAAGUUAUAUCAUUUACUGUAGCUAAUGUCAGGCUCCUGAAGAUCAAACCCUUUUACUGCUUGCUACAUGCAUCCAAAUUGGGGGGGGAUCUUAGGAGACACUGCUAAUAUACAAUGGCCUGUUCCUCACACACACAUAUCGUGUUGGAAGCCUCUUCAAAGCACAGUACUCUGUCUAGACCGUGAUAAUUACUGGAGAUUUGGGAGCUUUUCCAGGAGGAUUCAUUUUAAUUGACUUCUAUAUGGCAAUAAAAAGAACACUGCAGGUUCCUGCAAGCACAGAAUAUUGGAAUUUUUCUUUCUCCCUGUUUCUUAACAUCAGAGAGAAGAUGACUGUAAUUACCGCUAUCAAAAUGUGAUUUUACUGUAGAAAUGUAUACAGGCAUACCCCGCUUUAACGUUUGCAAUGGGAGAGUAUACUUUAAGCGAAAAUAAACUUUAAGUGAAGCAAUUGUCUUCACUUGUACUGCACGCAAUCACCACUAGAUGGCAGCGGCGUCAUGCCAAUAAAGUGUACGUUAUUGCGAAGCGCGCGAGUGUAUGGAGGAUGUAUGUUAUAGCGAGGCGACAUUAAGUGAAGCGACGUUAAGCAGGGUAUGCCUGUACUGUAGUUCUGAACACUGUUUAAUUUUCUAACCCGAGUCAAGCUACACAAUAAAAUGUUCUCAGGCCAUAGAAGCUUCCAGCUACCAGGAAUUUAAAGGUGCAAUAAACGGGAAGCAAGAAAAUAAACCUGUAAUAAGUCAGCUGGUGACAUCUGUUAACAUUUUUUAAAGAGGUGGAAAAUAUUUUUAGCUGUGUGUUUUGCUCAGCCUCAUUCAGGCAGUGUGUACUGAAGACAUCAGCCAAAAUCUUCCCAUUGUUGCAAUAUAUGACUUUGUCCUGCAUAAGUUAUGCUCUUCGCAUCAUAUAAUAGAGGCAGGAAUCAUUGGUCCUUGCAAGUGCAGGGUCAUUAUUUUUACUCUCUUAAUUUGAAUGUGUCCAAUCCUAAAACUUGCUGAAAUAGUAAUCAGGUACUUCGAUAUAUUAGACCUAUUUCUGAUUACACCAGCUCUGUGGGCAGAUAUUCAUGCAUAAAUACUUAGAACUGGGGUGCUGGCUAUAUACAAUGCUCAGUGAUGGAAAUACGCUUAUAAACUCUUCUAUUAUUUUGCAAAAAUGUAAGUAUACAUCUGCCUACUUAAGUACCCUAGGAGCAGAGCUUGGAAAAGUUACUUUUUUGAACUACAACUUCCAUCAGCCCAAUCCAGUGGCCAUGCUGGCUGGGGCUGAUGGGAGUUAUAGUUCAAAAAAGUAACUUUUCCAAGCUCUGCCUAGGAGUCUAUGUGAUACAAGGUUAAAAAGAUGAUGUGUGCAAGAAGUAAAAAUGAGUCAAACAAUAUUUCACUUGUCAUUCACAUGUUCUUUUUCAUCUUCUGUGUGAUCUCUGUGCAACUCCAUGCAAAGAAUAUAGCUCUAGCCAGAGCUGCAUCCUAGAGAGUGGAUAGUUAACCUUUUUUGGCCCAAGAAUUGCAUUCACAUUUGGCCAGUCAUCUGAAAGCCACACACCACUGGUGGAUGUGGCCACUCCACACUCUCACAGGUACGCACAGAGCCACACAGCCCCCCUUUCCUCAAGUGAUUUGUACAGUUCAGCUGAAGAGGGGAGAUUAUUACCACCUCCUCACUCAUCAAAUAAUUAAUGUGAUGACCAGACAGGGGAGCAAUUUACAUUCCCAUCAGGGGGCUGGGCUACAUUCUAUAUUAAACCUCUCCGCCACUCAACACUGUGUCAACUUUAAUUGUUUCUUUUUGCCACCACUGCCAAAAUCAGCGGGGUCUUGGGCAGGCCAGAUCAGGCCUCAAGGUUGGGGGUUAGUUACCCCUAUUCUAAAGUCAGGGAGCUAAUGCUCACUGUAGCCUUCCCAAAGCAUUCACUUUGGGCAGCACAUUCCAGGCACAGAGUGAUGCUCCUUCCAAUCUCUUAUCUCUUCUCAUCCUUGAAAAAAAUGGUAUGAUCAAGAAAGAGCUAAACACUUUUAAAUCUCGUUUUCAUUGGAAGAUGUUAAGUACAUGUUUAACUUUUCCAUCAAACUUAAAAAUAUUCAGGGUCAAACUGUGUAUUGCAUGCUAAAGCAUGUAAGAGUGCCAUGGUGCCUUUUUUAUUUAAAGAAGAAGCAAAGCUAGCUGUUUCAGGAGGGACAUUUAGAGGGAAGAAACAAGCAGAAUGUGUAACUUAUCAUCUACCUGCUGUUUCAUUCCCAAUGGCUCCUGGCCUACAGGAUUUGAACCAUGUAUUUGGAUGCAUUUUGGACCCGGUUGGAGACGAGCUGCUUGGGAGUGUGAUCUGGGGUGAAAAAACAAUGGGCAGGGCAAGGAAGGAAUAGAUGCUCCCUUCUCUACCAUGUCCUUGAUCUAAAUCCCACCCCCUCCUGAAAUAGCUUUGCUUUGUUUUGUUACAAAUGCACUAGAGUACUUUUGCAUACAUUAGCAGUUAACACAUAAAGUUUUCCUUAAUUUUAGCUAUAACAUGCCCUUGCCACUUUUGAUUUUAAGUGUGAGAAUACAUGGCUGACAUUGUAAAGUGCCAUUUUUCUCCUGGGCAAGGUCAGCCCUGUAGUCAGCCUUCCUUGUUAGGUGGGGCAGCCACAUUUCUAGGUGGGGCAUUUGGGGGAAGAGGUGCACAGCGCCAGCCAAUCUACACACACCCUCAUUGGUGGAGAGGAUUUGGGGUCCACACCAGGGGAAGAGAAAGGCAGUGACCUUCCUUAUCACUGCUCCUCCAUCCAGAGAGUGUGUUAACUUAUGUGAAUGAAGUUUAAUUUAUUGAAUUGUCUUACCCUUUUUUGAGAGAUGCCCCCAGGAACAGCAGACACAAAAGCUUGGCUGUGCCUAUAGUUACAGUCCCCUUUCACCUGUGGUCUGCUCUGAUUCUUCAUGAACUCAACUACUUUGGUAAAGACAGUGAGCUCCUGAGCUUGGCUUUGAUGCUGCAUUAAGUAUCUCAGUUUUAGCUUCCACCUGAAAAACAAACUCACCCAUACUACAAGUUUAGGGAUGAACAGAGAGCAAAUAAAUGCUAUAGGGUGAGUUUGUUAACGCCUCCUUGAGAGUCCCUCUUUCUAAUCUUGUUCCUGGGCUUUAGAUUUUCUUUCCUGUUGGACAUCAAGGGAAAAUUUUUUAACUGUCUGUUAUAUAAAGGAUGAACUAAGCAAUUGGAAACAUUGUGGAAAGCAAUUGGAUUUUUUUUACUGGUUGCUGCAUUGAUUUUUCUGUCCAGAAACCCUGAAAAGGUCUCAUGCUGAGCUGCACAUAUUGGGAAAAUCAGAAAUUAGGCCUGAGUUAGGAAAAUCAGAAAUUAGGCCUAGGUGUCCAGCUAGCUAACUGUAGUGUACACUGCAAUAUUUCUAUUACUCUAGGGCUGUUUUCAUAUUUUGUCAUCAAGUAAUCAAGAAAAUCAAGAAAAUAGCCACUAUGAUUGUGAGUAUAGUGAGUGCAUUAAAAGAGUAAAAGGUAUCCAUUUUUUCAGAUCACUUUAAGUUAUCUCUUUAUUUCACUCUUCAGGAAUAAGCACCCAAUCCUCCUCUACUCAUUAUAACAACUGCAGAAUAAACAAACUUAUUUCUUACUGCAGGCAAGCAAGCAUGGUUCUUUAUUGCAGGGUGGGUAGACAGUGCAUCUAGAACUGGAACAGAAAAGCACAGCAAAGGAAAGUCCAAGGGGUGGAGUCUAACUGUAGCAAAGUUCUAAUAUUUAACUCUUCAAAGGUCAUGUUAUAAUACAGGCUAUUUUUUUUUCUAGGAUCACUUAAGUUAUUAUAGGGUGGUCGUGAUCAUGAAAAUUCCACCCUUAGUCAGGGAAAGCCUUGAGUGAGCAGACGUUUGAGGGCUCUUCCAGUAGAGGCUUUUGUUGUGCACUUGCCCUGGUUUAUUCACUGAAUUUUUCAGAGGGUCCUAUUUUUAAAUUGCUCCUGUUCUUAAAACAAGCUAUCAUCCUUUAAAUUGAGGUUGUCAUGGUCUGUCAUGUCACAAAUUAAAAAGGCAAUUUCCAAAAAAAAAUCCUGGGGUGGGUGAAGCACAGCUCUAGGGGGGACAGUGCCCUCAUUUGCUCCCCCCUUGGCUACAGGCCUUGGGGAGGUAAAUGGGAGGUGGAAGUCAGAUCUUCCUCCAGCUGGGAACCUGACAUCAUGGGGUCUUUUGUUCAUUAGCUCCUGUGUUUGGUAUUGAACAAGAUGCAAGAGGAGGGGAAGAGGAAGGAGAUCUACUUUGUUUUGGAAUUCUUGCAUCUAAUUGUUUGGACAAAAUCAGUGUUGGUUCUUCCAUAGUUUGAACAAGGAAACAUUUCUCUGACAAGUAAACAAUGGUUAAAAAUGGUACAUUUUAAAAAAUAAAAAUAAAACCCAAACAGCUUAGUUCAGCACUUAAUUAUUUUCUUGAUACUGAUGGCUGUCUAUGAUGGAUCAAAAAUGGUGAUUGUUUGCCAUAGUUGUGACAGCCACUGCUCUCUUUCUUACCUUGUGGCAAUGGAGUUUACACAAAGGUGUUGGAUAUAAGAGGUGUGCACUACAUAUGGUGACAGAGGCCAGGAAUUCAAACAGAGGAGUGUCAAAAGCAAUUUAUUGGGGGUAGAUUGCUGUUCAAAGAAAAACAGCCCAAAUCCUACUAGGCACACAGAAGCCCUUGUGUGCACUUAAAUAGCUUGUUUGAUAAGCAAGGGCAGAGCUUAUCUAGAAUUGGUUUCUUUGCUGCAUUCAAAAUAUAUAGCAGCAAACAAUCUUAAUUCUUGCAUGGUUUAUUCAGCAAGCCAUUUGAAGCUGCAUUCACACAACAGCAGCUCCAAGGGAUGAUCACCCUUUCGCCUGUGUUGUUUGCCCAAAAGUUGUUGCGCAUCUCUGUAAGCAGGUGUUAAUCCAGAAUCCAUGAACCCCAUUAGGACAAAAUAUAAAACACAACAGCCAAUAAUUUACAAAUCUAUCUCUUCUGAAUUCAGUAUUUAAAGGGUUUUGCUGCCACAUCCCUCCCUCCCCCAGCAUUUGAUGCUUAAAGACCUAUCAAUUUCAUUUGGGGAUAAAGAUUCUUUGUAGGCUUGAUGUUCUGAAAACAUUUGCUCCUAGAUUUUAGUUUUCAUUCAUCUUGGUAGCUUGGAGUAGUAGAUUGGUUCCAUGGAUGUAGCACAAAUACAGAAUGCAAAGACAAGGCAGGGACUCCAGAUAGCGAUCUCUGAGUCAUACAGGACUGCAUGGAAAUGAAUUAACUCCUACAGUGGUCCAUGUUGAUAAACUGAAUUCAAAGGACAGAAAGCAUGGGGAGAGGGGAGUAUGUGAGUGCAUAUGUGCAUUUCCUAAGUCAGAAAACUGCAAGCAAAUUGUCCUGGCAGCCUUGUUUUGUAAAAUGCCAGAUAUAUUGUACCAGAAAAGGUUUCUGCUAACUGAACAAGCCCUUUGUACUUUGCACAUUCGAACAAAAGGUUUUUGUUACACAUGGAUGAUAACAUAUAAUUUAGAAAAUAUCAAUGGUUAUU
This is a messenger RNA of Rhineura floridana, 11201 nucleotides long. RefSeq names its product SH3 domain containing ring finger 3 (gene SH3RF3). The record is from RefSeq and is a predicted model, not a curated record. The transcript has 10 exons. Bases 1158 to 3932 code for a protein of 924 amino acids. NCBI's taxonomy places the organism in Eukaryota, Metazoa, Chordata, Lepidosauria, Squamata, Rhineuridae. Gene Ontology annotation, molecular function: protein binding; metal ion binding.